This is a messenger RNA of Enterobius vermicularis (human pinworm), 348 nucleotides long. The record is from the annotation of a GenBank genome assembly. Lineage: Eukaryota; Metazoa; Nematoda; Chromadorea; Rhabditida; Oxyuridae.
AUGGAUCUUUUUUUUGAAAUUCAGCGGAAGAAAACCCACAUUUUUUGUGAUGCGAAAGAAAAUGCACCGAUCUUAGAAUUGAAGAAGAUUAUUGAAGGGAUUCUGAAAAUACCUCCCGGUAAAAUGGUAUUGAAACGUAUGACAGAAGAAGGUAGGUGGCACACACUUGAUGAUUCAAAAACCUUAUUAGAAAGUGGUUUUUCACAAGAUAAUGCCAGAGCUCAGGAUCCGGCUACUAUUGGACUUCAGAUAUUGGAUGAAGACGAUGAUGUGAUCAUAGCUGAGUUAUCAACUCCUCCUCCACUUCCUGAUCCAAUGAGGCAAGAGAGCAAGGCCGUUGAACAGUGA